CUCUCUCUCUGCCUACACAAGAAAGAGUCGGCUUCAUUGCCAGAGCUAGUCUCGUUCGAGCUCGAGAAAUGGAGGGAGUUGGGUCGAGGGAUUCAACGUCUUUUCAUUCUCUGUUUUCGCUGUCUGAGAUCGUGGAGAUGGAGAAUAUACUUAAUGAGAUGGGAGAGAAAUCUUUGCAUCAAGAGUUUUGUGAAGAACUUGCAACAAGAUUAAGUUCCUCAGCAAUUCGAGCUGGAAGAGCUGCAUUGACGUGGCAACAGGUGCAAAGCUGGUUCCAGGAUAAACACAAAGAGUUGCAAGCUGAAACCGUGUCUUCACCUAUUGCACUGAAGCUGUUUGUUGAUCUUUCAGAGGCCACCGUUUCUAGAGACGCCAGUGAAAGUACCCAGAAGCCUGAAGGUGAUGAUGCGAUAGAUCUAUCAGAAUUGGCAUUUGAAGCUAAAUCCUUCAAAGACGAGGCCUGGUACGACGUCGCUUCAUUUCUCACCUUCAGGGUUCUUUGUACGGGUGAACUUGAAGCUCGUGUACGAUUUGCUGGGUUUGAUAAAGGGGAAGAUGAAUGGGUCAGUGUGAGGAAGGGCAUCAGGGAGCGAUCUAUUCCUUUAGAACCUUCAGAGUGCCACCGAGUCAACACUGGAGAUCUUGUUCUGUGCUUUCAGGAACGAUUUAAUCAAGCAGUCUAUUGUGAUGCCCAUAUUAUGGAAAUUCGGAGAAAACUGCACGAUGACAGCAGUUGCACUUGCGUCUUCAUUGUCCGUUACGACCAUGAUUUCAGUCAGGAAAUAGUUGAGUUGAGCAGAUUGUGUUGCCGGCCGAGGCAAGAAGCGUGCCCACAGCUUCCCGAGACCAGUCAGCAUGAAACUGCCUUGAGCAUCUCGGCCCGUAGCUUGUGGGAGUAGCUGGUGCAUUGCCCCAGAAAAUUGGAGACUAACCUCAAAAAAAAAAAAAAACACCAAUGGGGUUUCCAAUUUUAUUUGCUUGUUCUGAAUUUGAUGUAAAAAAUAAUAAUAAAACCUACGAAAUUGAAGACAAGGAUGAAAAGUACGUCAAAUUCAUUACAAGACUCAAUUAGACGUAAGCAUGCGAAGUGCCUUUCUAUGGAACGUUUCCAGAAGACGAUAGCAUGUUGAACUCACAGCCAUGCUAACCAUUGGUGAAGAGCAAUGGCGUCUUCAACGACCAGCUGAUUAACGAAUGAUCCGCACUUCUCCAAAUUCGAUGAUCAUGAUCAUGUUAUUCCAUUUAUUCUGAAGAAAAAACUUAGGUUUGCCUGUA
Messenger RNA from Rhodamnia argentea, 1275 nucleotides. Its product is annotated as protein SAWADEE HOMEODOMAIN HOMOLOG 1. NCBI's taxonomy places the organism in Eukaryota, Viridiplantae, Streptophyta, Magnoliopsida, Myrtales, Myrtaceae. The transcript has 9 exons. The record is from RefSeq and is a predicted model, not a curated record. The coding region runs from base 69 to 899 and encodes 276 amino acids. Gene Ontology annotation, molecular function: chromatin binding.